AUGGCCGCUCAGGUCGCCAGCGCCGCCACUCUGAAUACCAGCCCGCCUUCAGAACUCAGAAAGCCGGAUCGAGACCCGAAGGAGGAGUCGGUACCGGGGGAGAAGCACUCAGACAAAAAGCAGCCGGGGUUGGACAACGGAUCGCCGGGCCGGGGGGAUCUGCAGGACGGGGCCGACGCUGGAAAUGCAGGGGGAGGAGGGGAACCCGAGAUGAAGAACGGGAAUGGGAAUCCGCCCAGGGCUAACAAUAAUAACCAGAAUGACUCUGUCGGAGCGGAGGGGAACAACCACCCCGGUUUGGUGCAUCACCACGGCCCCGCUUUCCCUCCACCUUCGUACGGAUACAGUCAGCACUACGCUCGGGCCCCUUUUCAUCAACAUGGCGGACAACAAAGCCCUGGCAUGGCAGCUGCUGCGGGUCCGGUCGUGCAACACGGCAACAUGAUAGACCCGUAUCAGGCCAAUUCGCACGAUCAUGGCUUCUCCAAUCACCAGUUUAACAGUUACAACCCGUUUCCUAACAGGACUCCAUAUCCGGGCCAAGGGUACGGCGUGAACUCCCCUCGCAGCGGCCAGGCGCCGACGGCUGGAGGACAGCAGCAGCAGCAGCAGCCCGCUAAGCAGCAGCAACCGGCGCCGAGCGGGGCAGCUAUGGCUGGAUCUUACAACAACCAGAGGUAUAACAUGGGAAACCCUCAGCCCACAUCCACCCCGACCCUCAACAAGCUGCUGACCUCUCCCAGCUCGACGCGGGGCUACCCGACCUACCCGCCGAGCGACUACAGCAGCAGCAGCAGCAGCGGCGGCGGCAGCAGCCAGGAAGCAGCCGGGAAAGCGGCGGCGGACAACAUGGGCAGCGGCGGCGGCCAGUAUGGAGGCAGCAACCCGGCCAGCUGGCAACAAAGGAGCCAUCACCCGUCGCCCAUGAGCCCGGGGAGUGCGGGCCAGCCGCUGGGUAGAACUCAGCCGCCUGGUUCCAUGGACCCAAUGGGGAAGAUGAGAGGUCAGCCAUAUGGGGCAGGUAGUCCAUACACGCAGCAGUCACAGCAGGGACCUCCCACAGGUCACCAGGGGCCUGGUUACCCUGGUCAGGGUUAUGGCCCUCCGGGACCCCAGAGAUACCCUGUAGGAAUGCAAGGACGCACCCCCGGAGGCAUCGGAAGCAUGCCUUAUGGACCACAGAUGGGCCCUUAUGGACAGCAAGGACCAGGAGCAUAUGGCUCCCAGGGUCAGGCAUCGUAUUACAGCCAGCCUGGCCAGGCUUCUCACCCAAGCCAGCAACAGUCUCCUUACUCCCAGCCUGCUCCAGGCCAACCAGGUGGGCAAACGGCGUACCCUGGACAGCCCCACCCACCAACGACUUCCGUGUCACACACUCAAGGAGGACCACCAUAUCAACAGCCCCACAUGGCCUCACAGUCCCAGGGGCCACUGCCAGGCUCAUCCCAAGGGACCCCACAGUCUCAGACGCCUUAUUCCCAAGCCUCAGCCCCACCGUCUGGCCAGUCUCCUUAUUCCCAGCAGCAGGGUCCUCCUAAUCAGGCCCCUCAGCAGCAAAGUUCCCAGGCUCCUCCUGGAUCUCAGAGCCAGUCCAGCUACCCUGGGUCCACACAGGGUCCUCAGCAGCUCUCCUCACAGCAACAGCAGACACAGGCUCAGCCUCCACAGCAACCACCGGGACACAGCCAACACCCACAGAGCCAGCCUGCAGCUUAUCCACAGAACCCUCAACAGCAAGCACAGCAGUCACCUUAUCAACGCUUUCCUCCUCCACAACAGCAGGAGGUUUCCCAGGACUCAUUUCAAUCCAAUGCCCCUCCAUCCACUCAACCUAAAACUGGCCAAGAGGACGGUCAGGGCCGUCCCUCCAGCCUUCCGGACUUGUCAGGGUCUAUUGAUGACCUGCCAACAGGUACAGAGGGUGCCCUGAGUCCUGGUGUGAGCACAUCAGGUGUAUCGAGCAGCCAGGGUGAGCAGAGUAACCCUGCUCAGUCACCUUUUUCUCCCCACACUUCCCCCCACCUGCCAGGCAUCCGAGGGCCUUCACCUUCUCCAGCUGGAUCCCCUGCAAGUGCCAGCACUCCUCGUACAGGGCCGCUGUCUCCAACCAGCAUGCCAGGGACCCAGAUGCCACCGCGGCCGUCCAGCGUACAGUCAGAUGGAAGCUUACACCCUUCAAUGAGCCAGUCUCCCAUGGCCCAAGACAGAGGGUUUUUGCAGCGAAACCCUCAGAUGCCCCCUUAUGGUUCCCCUCAGUCAGCAUCAGCAUUGUCACCUCGCCAGUCCACUGGGGGACAAAUGCAUCCAGGGAUGGGCCCAUAUCAGCAGAACAACUCUAUGGGUGGUUAUGGCCCACAGGGAGGACAGUAUGGUCCUCAAGGUUACCCUCGGCAACCUGGCUAUGGCAACAUGCCCAAUGCCAACUACCCUGGGUCAGGUAUGGGCCCAAUGAACCCCAUGGCAGGCCAGGGUGGGGGUCCACCAUAUGCUGGCAUACCUCCAGGUAGGAUGGCUCCUAGUCAAAUGGGUGCACGACCGUAUGGUCCCAAUAUGGGGCCCAAUAUGCCUCCCAACAUGGGCAACAUGCCACCCCAGGUGGGUUCAGGAAUGUGCCCUCCUCCUGGUAUGAAUAGAAAGCCUCAGGAUGCUGGAGCCAUGCAGCACCCAGCCACCAACUCCUUGCACAACAGGAUGCCUGGUUACCCAAACAUGUCUCCAGGCAUGAUGGGUUCUGGCCCUCCCUAUGGGUCGCCCAUGAACAACAUGCCUGGAAUGAUGAAUACUCAAAGUGGCUCACCUUAUCCUAUGGGCCCAAACAUGGCCAAUAACUCAAGUGGUAUGGCCCCUAGUCCAGAGAUGAACAAUAAGAUGAACAACAAAGUUGAUGGGAGUGGAACGCCCAAACCAGAAUCCAAAUCUAAGAAGUCCAAUUCUUCCACCACAACCAAUGAAAAGAUAACGCGACUGUAUGAGCUGGGGCCAGAGCCAGAGAGGAAGAUGUGGGUAGACCGAUAUCUGACUUUCAUAGAUGAGAAAGCAAUGGGCAUGACCAAUCUGCCUGCUGUGGGGCGCAAACCUCUUGAUCUCUUUAGACUAUAUAUAUCAGUUAAAGAGAUCGGAGGCAUGACACAGGUGAACAAGAAUAAAAAAUGGCGUGAUCUGGCUACUGCGUUGAAUGUGGGCACAUCCAGCAGUGCUGCCAGUUCUUUAAAGAAACAGUACAUCCAGUAUCUGUAUGCCUUUGAAUGUAAAAUUGAACGUGGCGAGGACCCACCUCCUGAGAUAUUUUCAGACAACAAAAAGAACCAAACUGCUAAGGUCCAGCCACCAUCUCCAGCGUCCCUGUGCUCCACAGCUGGGUCAGGGUCUCUGCAGGGUCCUCAGACACCUCAGUCUACCAGCAGCUCCAUGGCUGAGGGUGGAGAUCUAAAGCCUCCCACCCCAGCCUCCACUCCUCAUACUCAAAUUCCCCCUAUGCCAUCGGGACCCAGGAGCAGCGUUAACCUUCAGGACCCGUUCUCUGAAGCAAAUGACCCUGCAUUCCCCAGAAGGAACAUGACUCCCAACUCUGCCUAUCAGACUGGGAUGAACACCCCAGACAUGCAAGGGCGCAUGGGCACGUUUGAACCCAACAAGGAUCCCUUUGGUACAAUGCGGAAAGUUGGAGAGCAGUACCUACCUGCUAACCAGGGUCCUAACAGCGGGGUUGGUGAACAACAACAGCAGCAGCAACCGCCACAACAGCAACCGCAACAACAGCAGCCACCGUUUAGUCGAGGGCCGCCUGGAGCCAUGGGCACUAUGCCAAUGGGUCCCAGGCAGCAGUACCCUUAUGGACCAGGCUAUGACAGGAGAUCGGAGCAAGGAAUAGGCCCAGAGGGCAACAUGGGAUCCAGUGCUCCUCAGCCAAACCCUAUGAUGCCUACAAACGCCGACACAGGGAUGUAUUCGCCAAAUCGUUUCCCACCACAACAGCCACGGCAUGAUUCCUAUGGUAAUCAGUAUCCUGGACAGGCAACGCCCCCUACUGGCUCCUACCCAAAUCAGCAGCCUGGAAUGUACCCCCAACAACAACAGAGUUACAAACGUCCUGUGGAGGGCGGCUACCCUCCAUCUAAGCGUCAUGAGGCAGAGUAUGGUGGACCCUUUCCUGGUGGACAACAACCCUCACAGCCACAACAGCAAGCAGGUGCCCCUGCACCCUCUUCAGGACAACAGGAGACAUACAAUCAGUAUAGUGGCAGUGGGCCCUAUCCUGGCUCUGAUCGCCGCCCACCUGGCCCAGGCAGUCAGUUCCCCUUCCCAUUUGGCCGUGAUCGGAUGCAAGGAGCAACAGGUCUCAGCGCGCAACCCAACAUGCCCCCUCAGAUGAUGCAACCAGGCCCCGAAGGUCCUCAAGGAAGCAUGUGGCAGGGACGAGGAGACAUGAACUACCAAAACUACCCCAGUAGGCAGGGUGGCCCCGGAGGGCCGCCCCAGGGACCCAGCUAUCCUGGCAUAAACCGCUCUGAGGAGAUGAUGUCAUCAGAACAGCGCAUGAAUCAUGAUGGUCAGUGGGGGGGGCAGAUGGGUCCACGGCAGCCUCCCUAUGGUCCAGCGGGGCCUGGCCAGCCAAUGCCUCGAUCAGUACAGCCUAACUAUCAGCCCCCUCAGGGUGUGCAGAACCACAUUCCACAGGUGUCCAGCCCAACCUCUGUACCCCGCCCCAUGGAGAGCAGGACAUCCCCAAAUAAAUCUCCCUACAUGCACGGCGUCAUGAAAAUGCAGAAGGCCGGCCCUCCAGUGCCUGCGUCUCACAUCGUGUCCCCACCAGUGCAGUCACCUCUAAUAAGACGAGAUAUGCCUUUUCCUCCAGGCUCAGUAGAAGCUACUCAUCCGGUCCUGAAACCACGCCGGAGGCUCACCAUGAAGGAUAUUGGAACUCCAGAGGCCUGGAGAGUCAUGAUGUCUCUGAAGUCUGGUUUGUUGGCAGAGAGCACGUGGGCCUUAGAUACCAUCAACAUUCUUCUGUACGAUGACAGCAGCAUUUCAACAUUUGAUCUCAACACGUUGCCUGGUCUACUAGAGUUGGUGGUUGAGUAUUUCAGACGUUGCCUCAUUGAAAUCUUUGGCAUUCUACGAGAGUACGAGGUGGGCGACCCUGGCCAGAGGACACUAAUUGAUCCUGAUGCCUUGAAACGAGACAGCGACGGCAUGGAAGAAGAGGAACCGUGCGCUGACGACAUGGAGUUGGUAGAAGAGGAGGAUGAAGACGAGGAGGAUCAAGAAUCUGAGGGGCCAGCUCAUGUGAAAGAAGAAGAGGAGGAGCAAGAGCACUGCUCUGAGUCUGGGGGUCAAGAUGACAGGGUAGAAGGAGAUGAAGAUAGAAAAGGAAAGGGGUCUUCAUCUGAGCAGCCAGGUUCUUCACAGUCCUUACCUGUUCAUGAGCAACCCAAACAGGCCAGCAAAUUUGACAAAUUUCCUGUCAAAGUGGUACGAAAGAGGGAUCCAUUUGUGUCUGGUCAUUCCAGCAAUCAUGGCAAAUUACAAGAGUUUGAUAGCGGGUUACUUCACUGGAGCGCAGGAGGGGGCGAUUCAACAGAACACAUCCAGACCCACUUUGAACCACGAAAAGACUUCUUAGAACCAAGGGAGCGAAAAUCCGGGUCCCAAAUUGUCUUGAAGAGAAGGCCCCCAGAAGAUGAUGUACUGGAAAAUUGUGUGCAGACAGAGGAGGAUAAAACAAAACAUCAGUGCAAAGACGAUGGGCAAAAAUGGGCAUCGCCCUCAGAGAAUGUGGUAUCAGAAAAGCCCGGCUCCUCACCCUGCACCGAGGAGCUGAGGAAAAUGGAUUCCGAGUUAAAGACGGUUGAGAAAGGUUCUAAAAGUCACCAGGAAAAUAACAGACCCAUUCCUUGUGCAGUCAGUGAUUUGACUCAGCUAGGCCAGCGUCCAAGCAGCAUCCUGGAGGAUGAGCCGCACAGUAAAGACGAGGAGCCGCUCGUUUCUCUGGCUAGUUGGCAGGAUUCUUUAGCCCGUCGCUGCAUUUGUAUUUCGAAUAUUGUCCGCAGCCUCUCCUUUGUUCCAGGCAAUGACCAUGAGAUGUCUAAACAUCCAGGCCUGCUGCUGCUACUGGGACGCCUUAUCCUGCUGCAUCACAGGCACCCGGAGCGCAAACAGGCCCCACUCACCUAUGAAAAAGAGGAGGAUACAGAUGAAGGAACGGGCCAAAGGGAUGAGUGGUGGUGGGACUGCUUGGAGAUCCUGCGGGAGAACACACUGGUCACUUUGGCGAAUAUCUCAGGCCAGUUGGACCUCUCAUUAUACCCUGAGAGCAUUUGCUUACCUCUGCUGGACGGCCUUCUCCACUGGGCUGUUUGCCCCUCAGCAGAGGCACAGGACCCAUUCCCCACCCUGGGCCCCCACAGCGCGUUGUCACCUCAGAGACUGGUCCUGGAGACGCUAAGCAAGCUAAGCAUCCAAGACAACAAUGUGGACCUCAUCUUGGCCACUCCCCCAUUCAUUCGGUUGGAGAAGCUGUAUGGGAACCUGGUACGGCUAAUCGGAGACAGGAAGGUUGCAGUCUGCAGGGAGAUGGCGGUGGUUCUAUUGGCCAACCUUGCCCAGGGUGAUACUCUGGCAGCUCGUGCAAUUGCUGUCCAGAAAGGCAGUGUGGGCAACCUGCUGGGCUUCCUGGAGGACACCCUGGCAGCCACACAACUCCAGCAGAGCCAGAGCUCUCUGCUACAUCUACAGGGGAUACAUUUCGAGCCCACCAGCCCGGACAUGAUGCGGCGAGCAGCCCGGGCUCUGCACGCCUUAGCCAAGGUGGAGGAGAACCACUCGGAGUUUACACUACACGAGUCCCGACUUCUCGACCUUUCAGUCUCUCCUCUAAUGAACUCACUGGUUUCUCAUGUUAUCUGUGAUGUACUUUUUCUGAUUGGCCAGUCAUGACAGCUGUAGGGAGCCAUGGCUCCACCUUGUGGGGGGAUUUAUGCCUCCAUCCCCUCUUCCCUGGUAUCCUGGCUUGAGUGUGUAAAAGGGCAAGGUAGUUAAGUGACUUUUUUUUUUUUUUUUUUUUUUUUUUUUUUAAUUUAUUCCAUUCUUUGAGCCCUCCCCAGGCUCUACUUGGUCAAGGCGGGUUAUCACAGAGCUGUGGUGGAUUACAAACCAGAGAUGCCCACAUAUUGACACUACUUGCAACACGAAUGCCAACUGGAUGAUACAGCAGAGCACCAUGGUUGGGAAACUGUUCUGCACUUGGGGGUGGGGGAGGGAAAGUACUUUUUAAUAAAGAUAAUUAAUAAAUAAAUAGCUGAAAAACAAAAACUGUAACCAAAGUUGCUGUCUCGUUUACAGUGAGUUUGGGAGACGCAGUGUGCCCUAGCUCUCCCCAUGAGGGCACAGUGAGUCUGUAACUGGGUGACAUUCAGAAGUGAAGCAGACUGACAAGUGGCCUACUGGUUAUAGUUACUGUAGUUGAGUCGUCACCAGUCAGCCCGACAGCAGAUAAAAUGCUGUCAAAGCAUCUUCACCGGGGAGGCCUGUGCAGUGUGCAGUAGAUUGUAGGACAUUUUCUGUACUGUACUGCUCUUGAGUGUAAGCAUUCUGUAACACGAUUCACACACAGAACUCAACGAUGCAGCUCUUCUAGAGUUUUGAGGUCAUUUAGUUUGGUGUAAAACAGAAAAUGGCUUUCUCCCCCAAAGUAUCAAAAAAAAACAAAACAAAAAACCUACAACACCCUUACCUCCUGUCUUAUCCCUUGAUUGUAUGAAUACCCGUAUGAAAUCACCUCUUAGGACUGGUUUUCAACUUCAGAUACAGCUUUGCUGUGGUGUAUAUAAUGUUGUACAUUACACUUUAAUGUGUCUGUCUCUGUCUGUGUCACUAUUCUCACAGUUGGUGGUGAGGGAUGCAGUCGCCAUUCCUCACCGAUUCAACCCACUCCUCUGGUCUCUCCACAGCUCCGUAGUAUGGCAGACACGGCUCAGAUCUCUCAUGUCCUGGUACAACAGAAAUAAACUAGAUGAAGUACACACAUUUGACAAUUUUUCUCAAAUCAUGGAUUCAGCAUAUUUGUAUUUUGGACUAUGUAGCUAAGACAUCAUGUAAAUUCCUCCCUUUCCCUUUUUUGGCUCAAUGAAUAUCAUUUAUUCAGUAUGAAAUCUUUAUACUAUAUGUUCCACGUGGUAAGAAUAAAUGUACAUUAAAUCUUCUU
Molecule: messenger RNA, 8203 nt
Organism: Thalassophryne amazonica
Lineage: Eukaryota; Metazoa; Chordata; Actinopteri; Batrachoidiformes; Batrachoididae
Gene: arid1aa
Product: AT rich interactive domain 1Aa (SWI-like)
Exons: 20
Coding region: 1-6936 (2311 amino acids)
Biological process (GO): positive regulation of DNA-templated transcription; chromatin remodeling; regulation of transcription by RNA polymerase II
Cellular component (GO): SWI/SNF complex; brahma complex; nBAF complex
Molecular function (GO): nucleosome binding; DNA binding
Source: RefSeq, a predicted model, not a curated record